UCUUGCUUAGUGUUUUGUCUUGAUGUCAGGCAGAAACUAUUCUCGCAGUUGGGAUGUGGUCCCACAUCUUAUGGCUACUGCUCUCUGGUUCCUUGGAUGCCAUCUUCUGAUCUCACUGGUCUUUUUCAUUCUUUUCUUUUUUUCUACAAACCAGAUUGUCGGUUAAAUUAUGCAUUCAGCUUCCUGCUCUCCACAUAUGCCUUUUGUUUCUGCCUCUGUAGGAUAUGCUGUCUUAAGUAACUGCUUUCUCUAUUUUCUUGUAUGUGGCUUGCUCAGAUUUCUUAUCACCAUCCCUUUUGAUUCACUUCAAUAAUGACUUUGGGGAUGCUCAUUUUUUUUUUUUAAGCCAUGGGGAUGCUCAUUUAGUAAACAAGAAACACAUAAAAUUUUGAGAAUAUUUUGAGAGAGACAUGGUGUGAUGGCUUUCUUUCUCAUCCUGAGGCAUCAAAUCUCUGGCUCUUCUUUUAUUUGUUCAAACCAACUUAGGACAUUUUAGAGUAAAGGUUUCAUAAACUGGGCAGGUAAUCCUGCAUCACAUAGGCAAUGAAAAGGACUAAUGGAUGAGAAUAGAAAGGUGAGGGUGGCUGAUAAAUUGUUAAAGUUUUUUCCACUUGGUUCCCUUGCUGUUGUGGCAUGUGCGGAUUCUCUUCAUAUUUUAGGUAAAAUUUAAAUGCCCCUUCUACCAUUACCAGCCACUAAUCAGUCUCAGAUAAGAAUAUAGAUAGAAAAUGAUUUAACAUAGGUGAUUGCAUAACAUAGGUAAAAUUUCUCUCUUAUGUGCCAAACUGAUGUUUUUCGUUGGCCUGGGAAGUAGUCUAACCUGGGUGGUAUUGGAAUGGAGAAAGCGAGCAGAGCUGGUUUUAUUCAUCUGGUUGAAAUUUACUGGGAUAGUUCAGACUUCAGAAUAUACAGAUGCCUUUAAUCUUGUGAGGGGUGGGCCUUUGAGGUCCUAGUAAACAACAACAAUGUUACAAAACCAGAGAGGGACAACUAGAGGAAGCCGAAGAAACAAAGAUGGCAAUCAUUACGAAAGCUAUCUAAAAGGACAACCCAAAAAAUUACACUGAGAAUCAAUCUAAUCAGCAUAGCAAACCACACCCACAAAACUCAAUCUCUCUCUCUCUCUAUUUGGGACCUCAAGAAUCCAUUUUUAUUUUCUUCUUAUUCUUGAAAGAUUGUGAUUUUCAGCGUCCUUUCAACAUCAAUAUGCAUGAUUACAGCACCUAACAGGAAAAAAGCUACAUAUAUCCAAAUGUUUAUAGUCUCAGAAACAGGCAAUCUUAAAACUGUGAGUGUACAAAAGAUAGCCAACUUUUUAUCCUUUUUUCCAGAAUACAGCAACCUAACCCAAUGAACAUUAUUUAACAUGUUAAGAGGUAUCCCUCUUGUGACGAGAGAGAGAGAGAGAGAGAGAGAGAGAAAGAGAUUCACAGGUUUUUGAGUUGAGAAAGUACUUUUGAGUCUCCCAACGAAAUGCAACUGUACGAACUAAAGCUGAAGGAUUGAUGCUUUUGCUUCUUGUUUUAUAGUCAGAGAAGCUAGGGGACCAUCUUUUUCUGUCAUUUUCUGCAUUUUUUUCUUGACCAAUUAACUUCCCUUCUUAGCAGAGGGCUAUGUUAUUAGCCUAUUAGGCAUUAUAGCUUUUGGCUGCUUAGUUUUAGACCAACACUGUUCAUAUCUCAGACAGAGAAAGGAGGUCUGUACUGUGAAUUCUUAGUGUAAACAGAGUUUAUGGACAACUGACUGCCACAGCCUCCAAGUUUCAGUUUCUUGAAUGCUUGAUGUAUGUUCUUGAGAGCCCAGUUCCUAGAGCCAUUGUUUUGCGAUGAAACCCACUAUCCUGCGUUCUGAUUUUUUCCUUGCUUUACAAUGUUUGACCAUUUAUGUUGCUUUGGGGUUUUAGUUUAUUAAUAGUUCUGAUAUGGUUAUAAUUCCUUCUCUUAACCUAUAAUCAUUUUUUUUUCUUUUUAUUGGUUACUAUGGUUUCACAAGAUUCACCACCAAAUUCAGCUUCUAGUCUGGUACAACAAUUCUUCAUCUCAGGUUCUGUAACUAGUCAAAACCAAUUUGAAAACCAGAAUUUCAAUGCUUACGGUUCAGAUUUAAGAGGCAGCCACAUGUUUCCCCAGUCUCUUGGAGUACUGCCUAGCGUACAUUCUCUUGGGGAAAGAAUGUCUAGGUCAAUAGACCUUGUCCAAUCUCCUUCAGUAGCACAAGAAUCUGAGAUUAGCCACACUAGACAUUUAAUGGAUCUUCUUGGAGCUGCAAAUGCUACAAAUCAUCAAGCUCAGGGGCCGUCAUUAUCUCUUGGUUCUCACAUGCUUGCUUCUCCAGUCCACUACAGGCAGAGAUCCAUUAAUUCAGAUCUCGUCAACCCCAGUUACCUAUUUCUUGGAGAGGAUACGAGGAAAGAUUGUAAUCCUGGAGCUGAACAAGUAAACGAUCACUGUUCUUUUACUGGUAAUGCAUUUGCUUUGUCAUCAACCACGCCUAGUGGAUCUUCUUCCACUUCUUAUGGAAAAGAAUCUUUUUCCAUUGAUAUUAAGAAUUCUAGAUAUUUAAAGCCUACUCAGCUCCUUUUACAAGAAAUUGUUAGUGUUGGUGGCAAGGCAGUUGGAAUUAACAAUGAAAAGUAUGUGGGAAAGUUAUUUCCUGGAGGCAGAAGAGGAGCUCUAGGACUUUCUUCUGAAUUAAAAGCAGAAUUAUGCUGUAAUGAGUUCGUACAAGCUGAUAGACAUGAUCUUCAGGUUAAAUUAGCAAAGCUUGUGGCAUUGCUCGAGGAGAUUGAGGGAAGAUACGAGAAAUACUACCAUCAAAUGGAACAAGUAGUAUCAUCAUUUGAGGAGAUAGCAGGUUUAGGGGCAGCCAAAUGUUAUAUUGCUCUAGCCCUACAAGCCAUGUCCAGGCACUUCUGCAAACUGACAGAUAACAUAGUGUCUCAAAUCAAUUCAACAAGAAGAAAACUUUCACAAGAUUUACCGAAAAUCAGUACUGGAUUGUCACGACUUAGCCUGUUCGAUGGAGGGACUGGACAUAAUCGAAUGUCUCUUCAACAGCUUGGAAUGAUCCAAAGCCAGAGGCAAGCAUGGAGACCCAUCAGAGGCUUGCCAGAGACCUCUGUGGCCAUCCUUCGCUCUUGGCUUUUUGAACACUUCUUGCAUCCGUAUCCUAAUGAUUCUGAGAAGCUAAUGCUGGCAUCACAGACAGGCUUGACCAAGAAUCAAGUUUCAAAUUGGUUCAUAAAUGCUCGAGUGCGGCUGUGGAAGCCUAUGAUAGAAGAAAUGUACAAAGAGGAGUUUGCAGACUCUUCUGAAGACUCAAAUACAUUAUUGGGUAGCAGUUCCAUGGCAAGAGAAGGCGUUGAAAACCAUUCAGAUGAUUGAUGGGAUUGUAGAAUAAUGAAAUGUAUGAUUUUCAGGAUUUAAUUAGUACCAAAAGCUCAAAUCCUGCUUGCUCCAAGUUUUCAAAGCAGCAUGCACAAAGGUUAUAUGUGCAUUCUCAUCAAGUUGUGCCUUGCCUAACAUGGUCUUAAAAGUUCAAGUCUAAGCUUGUAGCUCAAGAUAUCAGAAAUUCUGAAUUGAUGAUGCUUAAACUUUCCA
Hevea brasiliensis (rubber tree) is the source of this 3599-nucleotide messenger RNA. Its product is annotated as BEL1-like homeodomain protein 11. Gene Ontology annotation, biological process: regulation of transcription by RNA polymerase II. The transcript has 5 exons. The record is from RefSeq and is a predicted model, not a curated record. Lineage: Eukaryota; Viridiplantae; Streptophyta; Magnoliopsida; Malpighiales; Euphorbiaceae. Gene Ontology annotation, molecular function: RNA polymerase II cis-regulatory region sequence-specific DNA binding; DNA-binding transcription factor activity, RNA polymerase II-specific. Bases 1980 to 3383 code for a protein of 467 amino acids.